Messenger RNA from Durio zibethinus, 4464 nucleotides. RefSeq names its product U-box domain-containing protein 43-like. Gene Ontology annotation, molecular function: ubiquitin-protein transferase activity; protein binding. NCBI's taxonomy places the organism in Eukaryota, Viridiplantae, Streptophyta, Magnoliopsida, Malvales, Malvaceae. The record is from RefSeq and is a predicted model, not a curated record. Gene Ontology annotation, biological process: protein ubiquitination; cell surface receptor signaling pathway.
AAAAUGAGAGAGAAGGGAAAGAAAAGUUAAAUUCAGACUAGAGAAGGCAACUAGUCUCGUUUAUUUUAAAACUUCUUUUGACUUUUUCUUGCCGAGCUGAAAUUUCCUGGAAAAGUACCAUAUUUUCCCAUCAUGAGUUAGUUAUAUAAAAUAUUACUAACAUGAAAUGGAAACUACACUGAAUUGACAGAAAUUUCUAUUUCCAAAAAAAAAGAAAAAGAAAAAGAAAAAAGCUGGACUUGAUAUCCAAGUUCUUUCCCCUGUGUAAACAUCGAAAUUGUUUUGGUUUCAAUUCAUAUUUCCAUAAUAAGAGCUGCUUGUCUGCCUUUAUCCUUUCGCUGGUGAUUUUCAAACAGCUUUUUUCAGAGGAUAAAUUAAAGGAGGAGGUUGCUCAAAGGGAGAAAUGAUGAGUUAUAAAAUCCAAUAAUUGAUCCCUUUUUGGGAGUGAUAAUUGGUCUUAUCUAACGUUAUUAGAGAAUUAAGGGAAAAAAAAAAUUGAUUGCAAUUGCAAUGGAACUUAUUCCAAUCGGGACAAUCUUGGCUGUGGUAACAAACCAGGUAAUUAAAACAGCUCAGGCCGCAAAGGAUGUUGUAAUUGAGAAGGAUAGUUUCAAAGUCCUCUCAAAGCAUCUGUUUGACAUCGAACCUGUGUUAAAGGAAUUGCAGCUUCAACAGUUAAAUGAUUCUCAAGCAGCAAGACUGGGUCUGGAGUCUCUGGAAGCAGAUGUCAAGAAGGCAAAUAACUUGGUCGAGAAAUACAAAAAUCGAGGCCGUUUCUACUUACUUGUCAAGUGCCGGCACAUUGUUAAUGAGGUGCAAGAAGUCACUAGGGAUAUUGGAAGGUCUUUGGCUGCAUUGUCCAUUGCAAAUACUGAAGUCCUUUCAGGGAUAUCUGAUCAGGUCCAUAGGCUACAGAGUGAGAUGCAAAGAGUAGAAUUCGAGACUUCACAUUCUCAACUCCAAAUUGUUGAUAGGUUAAACCAGGGUCUUAGGGAUCAGAAACGUGACCAGGGUUUUGCAAAUGACAUGCUUGAAGAAAUAGCGAGGGCAGUUGGGGUACCUGUUGAGCCUUCUGAAAUUAGCAAGGAGCUAGCAAGCUUCAGAAGGGAAAUAGAAGAAGCUGCCAAUAGGAAGGAAAGAGCUGACGUUCUCUUCUUGGAGCAAGUUAUUGAGCUGCUUUCUCAAGCAGAUGCAGCAAGAGAUUAUGAAGAAAUGAAGAAACAGUAUUUUCAAAGGGCUCAGGUUAUAGAACGAUAUGAUGCAAGUAAAGAAUACAUCCCUCCACUUAAACCUUUCAUUUGUAGUAUAAGUGGGACAGUAAUGGUUGAUCCUGUAAGCCUUUGCACCGGUACUACAUGUGAGAGAGCUGCUAUUGAAACUUGGUUUGACCAUGGGAAGAAAACUGAUCCAGAAACCGGUGAUGUUCUUGAAGAUACUUCUUUGAGGUCUAACCUUCCACUCAGACAAUCAAUAGAGGAGUGGAGAGAACUGAAUUAUUGCCUUAAAAUCAGAGCUUGUGAGGCAAAGUUGUCAUCAGAAGAUAAUUCAUCUGUAGAGGAGGCCCUGAACCAAAUGCUGGAUCUUAUCAGAGAAAAUUCUAUAAACAAGGACUGGAUUUCCAUAGGUGGGCUUACUGAUAGUAUAAUCUCUAUCCUUGGAAGCUCGCACAACAGGGAAGUCAAGAAGAAGAUUUUAAUCACCUUAAAAGAUAUGGUGGAAGGGCAUGCAAGAAAUAAGGCAAAAGUACUAGGGCAUCAGGGGUUGGAUCACAUUGUUCCUUGUUUAGGACGUGAUCGAAGCAUCUCAAUGGCUGCAGUGGAACUGCUAUUUGAGUUAUUGCAAGAUAGAUCAAACUGGAAUGUGUCUGCUUGCCGCCAACUCUCUCAGCAAUGCAGUGGAAUUCUUUUUCUUGUUACCCUUCUAAAGGGUCCAGUCAAGGAGUCAGCAGAUUAUGCAGAAAAAAUAUUAAAUAAGCUUUUUGAUGUUGAUGAGGAGAACAUCUCUCGAGCUGCCAGGUCUGGGUGGUAUAAACCUCUCAUUGAUCGCAUUGUUCAAGGGCCAGAGUCUUCAAGGAUGUCAAUGAUGAAAGCAUUAGUUGUUAUGGAAUUGGUUGAUUCAAAUUUAAAACUCCUUGGUGAGGAAGGUAUUAUACCUCCUUUGCUUUCAAUUGUGGCAUCUGGCAAUAUUGAAUCAAAAGAGUUGUCCUUAUCUGUUUUGGUAAAACUAUCUGGUUGCCGAGCUAAUAAAGAGCUUAUUGCUAGAGAUGGUGGAGUUCCUCUUGUUCUGAAGCUAAUGUUCUCUUCCCAUGUACGUACAAUUCUUAUAGUCAGAUGCUCCGAAGUUGUUGAGAAACUAUCGUCUGAAGGCGAUGGAGUUAAAUUCUUUGUUGAUGAAAAAGGGGUUCAACUUGAAUUGGAGCCAAUCAUCAUUGAAUUGUUGGCUUUGCAGCAGAAUGCCAAUUCAUGCAAUAAUUUCCGACGGCCUGCUUUGCAGGCACUUCUAGGAAUUUGCAAGUCUGAAGCUGGGCUGGUUAAGACAGCUGUGUCCACUGCCAGUGGUGUAUCUCUAGUUCUUCCUCUUCUUGAUGAUCCUGACUCAGAAGUUAGAGAAAUUGCUAUAAAUCUUAUAUUCCUAUUUUCUCAGCAUGAGUCACAAGGAGUUGUGGAAUACCUUCUUAAGCCAAAAAGGUUGGAAGCACUAGUGGGAUUUCUUGAAAAUGACAAAAACAGUGAUGUCCAGAUGGCUGCCGCUGGUCUAUUAGCCAACCUCCCAAAAUGUGAAGUAUCACUAACUAUGAAAUUGAUUGAGUUGGAUGGACUUUCUGCAAUCAUAAAUCUUUUAAGAUCAGGGACAAUGGAAGCGAAAGAACAUGCUUUAAGUGCUCUCUUUAGAUUUACAGAUCCCACAAAUGUCGAGUCACAGCGGAUUGUUGUUGAAAAAGAAGUUUACCCUUUGCUUGUAAAUUUCCUCAGAGUUGGUUCAGUAACAGCAAAGGCCAGAGCGGCAGCUCUCAUUGGUAAUCUGUCCAUGAGCAGUCCUAAACUAACUGAUGUGUCCAAAAAAACUGGUUGCUGGUCCUUUAGGAGAUCACGUGUUCCUUUAUGCCCUGCACAUGGUGGUAUAUGCAAUGUAAACACUUCAUUCUGUCUGUUGGAAGCAAAAGCGCUGCCUCACUUAGUAAAACUCUUAGAUGUAGGAAUUGAAGCAACUGCUUAUGAAGCAAUUCAAACACUUUCCACAUUGGUUCAGGAAGGCUGUUCGCAAAAAGGAGCCAAUGUUUUGCAUGAGGCUGAUGCCAUAAAUCCUGUGUUAGAAAUUUUAACAUGCGGAACAGAUUCUCUGAAGGAAGAGGCACUGGGACUACUGGAGAAGAUUUUUGUAUCAAAGGAAAUGGUGGAAAGCUAUGGGUCGAAAGCCAGAUACCUUCUGGUUGGUCUAACCGGCAGGAAUGUUCACGACGAUGGCCGUCCAGGGAGGAGGGUUGCCAAAGUUUUAUCACUUCUUGAACGUUAUUCAAAAUCAUCAACAUCUAUUAUUCCAGGACUAUUUUGAUAAAAAAAAUUAUACAUAUGAUAUCAGGUCAGAGAAAAGUUUAAUCCAACUUUAUUGUGACUUUUCGACUUUUCUAAUCUUUUAGAGUAUACAUGAAUAUUUUUGUGAAUCUAGAUGUUUUAAUGAUGUUUAAAAAGCACACAUGAUUCUGAAAUCAAUGUUAAAAGUUCUUGUUGUAAGAAGCGAAGAAAAGUUUGGUGAAAAACAUCAUUAUGCACCUACUCUCUGGUUAGGCAAUGUCACUUAAGAUUUUCAGGCAUGGCAAGAUUUCUCACUUACUGUUCAGCUCACUAGGAUGUCCCUUUUUCUUUUCUUUUUCAAGGCCUGAGGCUGUGUCAUGGUCCACUCAAAACCAUGAACCUUCCUUGGUCUGGGAAAAAAUGUCAUCGUCUCAAAAGAGACUUGAAUUUCAUACUAUGUACUAGAGUUUUAUCAGGUAUAUAAAUGUUGGAUUACCUUCAGCUUCUGAGAUGUCAUUUACAAGACAAAAUCAUAAAUUUAAGAUCAAAGCGGAUAAUACUUUAUUGGUGCAGAUAUCAUUAAAUUCAAAUGCCUAUUUCUCUUUACCACUUUUCUGCUGAUAUUUCAGUUGCUUAAACAAAAAAAAAAGAAAUCGAAAAUAAAUUUCCCAGCAUUUGAAAAUGUUAACGCUAAUGGCUGCUGGCAAAGCUGAAAUGAAAAAAUGAAAUUGAUGCCAAGCAACAAAGGAUCUCUGAUGGGUACUGGUGGCUAGAACCAACCAACUGGCCUAUGCAUUUAAGUGAUUUUGGCAUCAAAACAAGGGUAUACUUUUCUGGUCCCAUCACUGAUAGCUCAGUCCUGAGAUCAAUCAUCAGAAUUUUUUUCUGGUCAAGCUUUCUUGAAACCUCAAUUCUGAGAAAUCCAAGAUUUUACCCAAAGUUAUGGAAAGCA